UUUCCCAGCAAUGGCGAUCCAGCGCCUUCGCGUGCUCUGGGAUGGAUUCCUCACCGCGAAAUCCAAGAUCGUGGUCCCCGAUUAUCGCAAAGUCCAGAAGGAGAUCGAUAUCUCGAGGCUGUUUCUUCUGACGAGCUAUCGUCGGCUGGAUUCGAGUGCUACCGACGAGGAUCUGGACAGGAUCGAGCAGCUGGGGAGGACGGUGCCUUUCCCUGACCAAGAACACCAGGUACAAGAAAACAUCCACGACCAAGUGAGAAAUAUCAGUCGCGCUCUAGACACCAUCUUUCUAGCGGGUUGCGAGAGAAAAAAAUCGCUUGAGGAGGGAUUUAAGAGGCCCAGCGGGCUCGCAUUCGCAGUGACCAAAAGCAAGCCCGACAUCGAAGUCCAGAAACUCUUAGGUCCUCCAGCAACAGCCUCGCUGGGAAAAUACGAUAUCGACGAAGCGCUGAAGAACCAGCUGGGAUUUUCACUCCAUCUCAAAGACUCGGAAGUUCCUGGACACAAUGCUGGCCAAGGAUUGUUUCUGGAAGGGAUAGCGAGGACUGGAACAGUGGUGGCUUUGUAUCCAGGAGUCAUAUACUCGCCGGCCAAGUACUGGUACAUCCCCGGGUAUCCGAAGCUCGACAAUCCUUAUCUCGUCUCGAGGUACGAAGGCUACGUGAUCGAUGGAAAGUCGUGGGGUAAAGGAGGGACGAGCAGGGAAUUCUGGGAUGGCUACGAUGAACCCGAAGAGAAGGAAGAGGAUCUGGAAGAUAGAAAAGAAGAACAGGGAGAGGAAGCUAUGGUAGACAAGGCGAGCGAGGGAGAAGCUGCAUCACAGGGUGGCAAAGAGAAGAAGAUUGGAGAUCGCUUCAAAGCUCUGAUCGAAGUCAAGGACGAGGACGACACUCCACCGCCGAGCAGGCUCAAGAUCGAAGUGAUCGAGCGCAGGAACCCGUUGGCUCUGGCUCACUUCGUGAAUCAUCCCCCGAAAGGCCAGCUCCCGAACGUGAUGAUCUGCCCCUACGAUUUCCCGGAGCACGAGGAGGACAUGCGGCCUUACAUUCCAAAUCUCCGCUUCGAGGACGACACCGUGAAGAACAUGGAGCGGAGAGGCAAGAGCUGGAGCAAGGUUCCAUUGCCGGAGGUUUUGAGCGCCAAGGACAGGGAUCCAACUUAUUUGCGAGGUCUGGUGCUCGUCACAACCAGGAACGUUUGCAACGAGGAGCUGCUGCUAAACUAUCGGCUGAGCAAUCCAAAGACCAAGCCCGAGUGGUACCACCCGGUUGACGAGGCCGAGGAGCGGAGGAGAUGGGCGAACCAGGAUGGGAGGAGAUUGGCGAGCCAGGAUGGAUCAGCUGAAUCUCCAAGAAGUGGUAACAUUUGUGGGACGUGUGAAGGUGGUGAUCGCGACAAAAUCGUUCAUCCAGUGUACAGGAUUCAGACGGCAAUAACGGUAGAGCUCUGCAGCUCGAACGGCGAAUCCACCGGGUGCGAGCGUUUACACAGCUCUCGUUCGACAUCAGCGAAGAUUCUUGACAAGGGACAGCGUAUUCAAUGCAUUUUUGACGGUCAACUUUCGAAUUCUAUGCGCAGAUAG
Molecule: messenger RNA, 1582 nt
Organism: Selaginella moellendorffii
Lineage: Eukaryota; Viridiplantae; Streptophyta; Lycopodiopsida; Selaginellales; Selaginellaceae
Exons: 6
Coding region: 11-1582 (523 amino acids)
Source: RefSeq, a predicted model, not a curated record